Nothobranchius furzeri (turquoise killifish) is the source of this 6599-nucleotide messenger RNA. RefSeq names its product histone deacetylase 4. Gene Ontology annotation, molecular function: histone deacetylase activity. Gene Ontology annotation, biological process: negative regulation of transcription by RNA polymerase II. NCBI's taxonomy places the organism in Eukaryota, Metazoa, Chordata, Actinopteri, Cyprinodontiformes, Nothobranchiidae. The record is from RefSeq and is a predicted model, not a curated record.
GCAUACACACACACUCGCUGGAGCAGCGUCUUUGUGUUGGUGUGUGCGUGCUCUGCAUGUGCAGUUAUACACAAAAGGGUGAGCUAUUUUUACCUCCCUCCCCUCCCCUCCUCUCCAUCGCCUCCUCAUCCCUCUCUCCGCCGCUGCUGCUAGCCACAUUUGCUAUGCUGAGCACAGGCGCUAUCAGUCGAGCGCCAACAUCUCUCCAACUCGCUCACAAGCGAACACACACACUCACUCUCACUCACACACACCAGCUGACGAGCGCUCCCUCUGAAUCCCGGCUUAUUCUUUAGCUCCGUCCGAGCAUCCCUGCAGACGCGCCUCAGCGUUUGCUGCUCAUGGAUCAGGAAGCAGCUCAGGGGCUCGGAGGUGCACAGCGGCAUGUGCUCUCCACCGUGCAGAUGACCUGAAGCCCCUCUCUCUCUCUCUCCCUCUCUUUCUCUCCCACCUUCUCUCUUUCUCUCUCCGACUGGUUUUAACCGCCUGAUUAGCAGGUUUGUGGCUGGAAGCCCGGCUCAAUGCUGCGGACCAUCUUUGAAGCAGAAUGCUCUCUUUCUCCCACAGAGGGAAUCCUGGGAAAGGAGCCGCCGCUGGAGGUCCUCAAGACGUCGGCGCUCAACCACAUCCCAACAGUGGACAUCAACUCGGCGCUGCCCUUGCGUCUCCCCCCUGCAGCCAUCCCCAUGGAUCUGCGUGUGGACCAUAACCAGCAGCAAGUGAGCUCGCACUCCCCUCCUGCUCAGCACUCGCCCGGUGGCGGUGGCGUAGUGGCGGCCUCCGUGCGCGAGCAGCAGCUGCAGCAGGAGCUUCUGACCCUGAAGCAGAAGCAGCAAAUCCAGAGACAGAUCCUCAUCGCUGAGUUCCAGCGGCAGCAUGAGCAGCUCUCCCGCCAGCAUGAGGCCCAGCUCCAGGAGCACAUUAAGCAGCAGCAGGAGCUCCUGGCUCUGAAGCACCAGCAGGAGCUGCUGGAGCACCAGAGGAAGAUGGAGAACCACCGUCUGGAGCAGGAGCUGGAGAAGCAGCAGCGGGAGCAGAAGCUGCAGCUCCUGAAGAACAAGGAGAGAGGACAGGAGAGCGCCGUGGCGAGCACAGAGGUGAAGAUGAGGCUACAGGAGUUUGUCCUGAACAAGAAGAAGGCUCUGGCCCAGCGGGGCAUCAACCCAGGAGGCCUCGCCAACGAUGCCCCCUACUGGUACCGCAAAACGCAGCACAGCUCAUUGGACCAGAGCUCGCCUCCGCAGACCGGCGUGUCCGCCUACAACCACCCGGUCCUGGGAGUCUACAACCCCCGGGAUGACUUCCCUCUGAGGAAAACCGCCUCGGAGCCCAACCUAAAGCUGCGCUCACGGCUGAAGCAGAAAGUGAGCGAGCGUAGGAGCAGCCCUCUCCUCCGCCGCAGAGACAGCCCCAUCACCACCGCCAAGAAACGCUCACUGGACAUGGCAGACUCGGCGUGCAGCAGCGCCCCCGGCUCCGGACCCAGCUCCCCCAACAACAGCUCCAACAACAUCCCUAACGAGAACGGCAUCGCUGUGUCUGUGUCCAACAGCACGGAGGCAUCUCUGGCCCAGAGGCUGUGCGGUGGUGGCGGCGGGGGGGAGCCGGGCUCCGUCAGCCAGCUGUCUCUCUACACUUCACCGUCCCUCCCCAACAUCACCUUAGGGCUGCCGGCCACGGCCACGGCUGCCUCCAGCGUCACCUCGGCUCAGCAGGAUGGGGGCCUGCAGCCAGCCCUCUCCCUUAGCCCCCCCUUCCUGUCCGGAGCCCACCUGACCUCCUACCUUGGAGAUGCUGGAGCAGGAAGCGGCGGAGCCCACAGUCCGCUGCUCCAACACAUGGUGCUGAUGGAGCAGAGUCCGGCCCAGAGCCCACUGGUGACAGGGGUGAGCGGCCUCUCCAUGUCACCAGCAUCCAUGGCCAAGCUGCAGCGGCAGCACCGGCCCCUGGGGAGGACUCAGUCGGCACCGCUGCCCCAGGGCAGCGCGGCCCAGGCCCACGCUCAGGCUCUGGCGCUGCAGCAGCUCGUGGUGCAGCAGCAGCACCAGCAGUUCCUGGAGAAGCACAAGCAGCAGUUCCAGCAGCAGCUCCACCUCAACAAGAUGAUCGGGAAGCCCAGCGAGUCACCCGUGGGUCGGCAGCACCAGAGCCACCCGGAGGAGACAGAGGAGGAGCUGAGGGAGCACCAGGACGGAGGAGUACUGCCGCUGGGGGUCACCAUCAAGCAGGAGCCCCCAGACCCACAGGAGCUGCAGGAGGAGGUGCUGCAGCAGCACCUGGAGAGACAGGUAGAGCAGGAGCUGCUCUUCAGACAGCAGGCUCUCCUACUGGAGCAGCAGCGGAUUCACCAGCUCAGAAACUAUCAGGCAUCGAUGGAGGCGGCCGGUUUGUCCGUCUCCUUCCCAGGACACCGUCCCCUGUCCAGGGCCCAGUCGUCUCCAGCUUCAGCGUCCUCGUUUCCUCUCAGCGUCCCUACAGCUGAUCCUCCCGUCAAAUCGCGCUUCACCACAGGUCUGGUGUACGACUCCCUGAUGCAGAAGCACCAGUGCAUGUGUGGGAACACCAACAGCCACCCGGAGCACGCCGGGCGGAUCCAGAGCAUCUGGUCUCGGCUGCAGGAGACCGGGCUCAGAGCGCAGUGUGAGUGCAUCCGGGGGAGGAAGGCCACUCUGGAGGAGCUGCAGACUGUCCACUCUGAGGCCCACGUGCUGCUGUAUGGAACCAACCCGCUCCGACAGAAACUUGAUUGUUCGGUAACACCCAUGUUUGUACGGCUCCCGUGUGGAGGAGUGGGGGUGGACAGUGACACCAUUUGGAAUGAGGUCCACUCGUCCAGCGCCGCUCGCCUCGCCGUCGGCUCGGUGGUGGAGCUGGUUUUCAAAGUGGCCACUGGAGAGCUGAAGGAUGGUUUUGCCGUGGUCCGCCCUCCUGGACACCAUGCAGAGGAAAGCACUCCCAUGGGUUUCUGCUACUUCAACUCGGUGGCCAUCGCUGCCAAACUGCUGCAGCAGAGACUCAGCGUCAACAAGAUCCUCAUCGUGGACUGGGAUGUUCACCAUGGCAACGGCACCCAGCAAGCCUUCUACGAUGACCCUAAUGUCCUCUACAUCUCCAUUCAUCGCUAUGACGACGGAAACUUCUUCCCAGGGAGCGGAGCUCCUGAUGAGGUGGGCAGCAGUCCUGGAGUGGGGUUUAACGUUAACGUGGCCUUCACUGGAGGCCUUGACCCCCCCAUGGGAGAUGCAGAGUACCUGGCUGCCUUCAGGUGUGUGGUGAUGCCGAUAGCCAACGAGUUUGCUCCGGACAUCGUUCUGGUGUCCUCAGGCUUCGACGCCGUGGAGGGACACCCUCCACCUCUGGGUGGAUACACUCUGACGUCCAAAUGUUUUGGCUAUCUGACCAGGCAGUUGAUGACCCUCGCCGGGGGUCGUGUGGUCCUGGCGCUGGAGGGAGGACACGACCUCACCGCUAUCUGUGACGCCUCUGAGGCCUGCGUAGCCGCCCUGCUCGGCCAGGAGCUUGAUCCGCUGCCGAAGGCCGUCCUCGAACAGAGGCCCAACCCCAACGCCGUCCGCUCUCUGGAGAAAGUCAUCGAGAUUCACAGUAAAUACUGGCGUUCGGUGCAUCGCUACUCUACACGGCUGGGAUUGUCCCUGCUGGAGGCCAAACGAGGAGACUCGGAGGAGGCCGAGGCUGUCAGCGCCAUGGCGUCUCUGUCAGUGGCCAACACCAACACCAUGGAUCACAGGCCCGAGGAGGAGGAGCCCAUGGAGGAGGAGGCUCCGCUGUAACGGAGGCCGGCGUGAGGGCAUCACAGCGUUACCAUUGACCUCUCCGGAGAAGAUCCUCGACUGACCCCUUCAUUUAGUCCCCCUAACCCCACUCACCACGUCAGUCACCUUGAUUGGCGACCCCUCGUCCCAAAACGAGGGAGAGGGGGGUGGGCUCAGCCUCAGAGUAGGGAGCCAAUCAGAAGACAGAAGACUGAAAUGGGGAAAAAAAAAACUAAAUUAACGGCGUCGCUUGGCAGCACUCGCUCAGAGACUCUUUUUUUCUGUCAGUCUCCACACCCCCCCACGUUAGCCCACGGCGGCUAACCGAGUGAUCACUGCAGCAGGCGAGUGUGUUUGGAGCGGGGGGAAGGGCGAGAUCAGAAAGGCGUGGAAACAUACGGUGCUUUACGCAGCUGCCCUCUGACCUGGUUCAGUCAGGACACCAGGGACAGCAGACGUCCCCAGCUGUCUGGACGCAGCUUGGGGUUUUCUUUUCUUACCUUGUUUCCCAACAAAAUGGGACACGGCGGCGGCGUUUUACCUAGCCGCGUUCACUGUGGAUUCCUGUUUCUCCCGACAUUUGAGGAGGCUUUUUAAACAAAGAUUUCGACUGUCACCUCUGCUGAAGGUUGACAAGUGAGAGGAGUGCCUUGGUGAGGGUCCGCCUGAUUUCAGGAUUGUUCAGGAAAAGGUUGCCUUAAAGUUUAAAGAAUCGCUGAGAAUUCAUUUGGAAGACGGGAGGAAGACGCAGAACUUGAAACGCUAACAAUCUUACAGCAUGUUUACUUGGAACGUGACACAGACAGCAUUUAUGUCGCUCACAGCCUCUCUUGAAGAGUUACUUUACUUUUGAAUGGAUCUAUUUUUCUGUAAAAAAAUAACAAAAGAGAGAGAAAGAAAAGGUAGUUGCCAGCUUCUGUAGAGAAACUAAAAGGUGCAAACAGAAAAUCAAUUUGAUCGCAAACUCUCAAAAGCCUUUGAUGUAGCUUCCCUUUAACCGAAGUCAUGGCUUUGCCUAAACAAAGUAUGCAUCUGAGCCGAGAACGCAAUUGUACCGCUAGAUUCAUGAAUGUGAUCCAAAAGAGAAAAGCCAAGCAAGAAAAGCCAAAGCAUGAGUUUGCAUUUAUACGGUUUCAUUCCUCCUAGCUGGCAGAUAUUUCUCGUAUUGGCCCUUUAAACAUGAAGACUCCCAGUACACUGGUUCAAUGUUUACCGAUUUAAACCGAUCAGCUGAUCGUUUCUUUACUCGUACCGAUGGGCUGUUGGCAACUACCUUAGUGUGAGCUGGACAUUAGCCGUGUAUAGUGAAUAUAUUUUGACAGUAAUCGAGUAUUGUCGGUUUGUAUCUUCAUGUUUGAUUUCCACAUCAAGUUGUUGAUAUCGUGUCCAUUUUUUUUAUUGUUGUUGUUGAUGUAUAAGAUUAUUUUUUUAACUUUUUGUUCCCAUUCAUAGAUUUUGUUCUGUGUUUUUAUCCAUUUUCUGGAUAGUUCUAGGGCUGCCGUUCACACACUCCGUCGUUCCUUCUUGUAUUUAUCAAAAACAAGAAGCAACGCCUUUUGUUCUUUCUUUCUUUCUGUGGCUCCCUAAGCCUUUCAGCAUUUUCAUCUUGUAUUUAUACCACGUAUUGUUUAUAGGAGAUUUCUAUAUGGAACCUUUAUAAAUGUACUCUUACCUAAUGACAGCUAUGAUAUUGUGAGCAAAAACAACCCACCACCCGGUCUGGUCGUACUCCAUCGAAGAAGAGCGGUGUAUUAAAGGCGACCGCACUGUUUCGGAACCAUUGCAUGGCACCGCGGUCGACAUUACACAUCUCAUCACUCUGUUGCCUAAUCGACACAUUCUCCUCCCGUGCAUGGGGUGACGCGCACUUACCUUUUGACUGUGACGACAUCCAUAAAGAGGUUUUAUGUAGCUGGCUGGGUUUUAUUUGAUGGACAAAGACAGAGAAGGAGACGUGGAUGUCGCAGGGAUUGUCGAACCCGUUUCAGCCACAUCGGUCCGCCUCAUUCACGUUUCCUUCUCCAUUUUCUUUGGGUUGACUUUUAAUUUAACAUCAUGUUUAAGUUGAUGUCAUUUUAUAAACUUGUAGGAUUUAUGUUGAUGUUUUAACAAAACAUUCCACUUGUUUGAUUUGGCUUUUUAAAAAAGUGACUUUUUUGUAAAGCAAAAAACGACUUUUUGCUGUCUGCUCGCGCCAACUUUAACUCUUUGCAUGGUUUGUGAGUCAGCAUGCCUGCUUGUCUUUGUAAAAGAAAAAAAUUCCAAUGUAUUUGCACAAGAGAAGAACACUGGAGGGACUCGAAUAAAACCUCCCAAGCGCACUAGCUGGGGAAGGCUUUUCUUCCUCUCUGCUAGGUUAAGAGACUUGUUCAAAUGACUCUACGGAGAAGCAUUUGAUAUUUUGAAAAAUCCAAUUUUAACUCGAUUCAGCACUUAUGGACUGUGUUUUGAAAGAGACGUGCUCUGCCAAACCUCAGCUACAAUCACAUCUGUAAAAAAAAAAAAAAAAAAAAGACUCCCAAAGAAUGCUUAAAAAUUUUCCAGCUACGACAGAUCGGAUCGUUUGAGAAGCAGCUUGGAGGUUGAAAGGGCAUUGUCGUUUGAUUGUCACAUCCACCUCGGCCAGUUCUCUACGGAUAAAUAUAUAACCACUGUGGCUCAAGAGCAAAUCUUGGUUUACAUGUAAAUGGAUUAAAAAGUUAUUUUUUGUUGUUUGUCUCUAAUGAUAAGAAAUGUUCUUUCUUUGGGACCUACGCUUUGGACAUUUCAUCUCUGACACCAUCUAUAGAAUAUAUUUCUGAAAAUUAAAAACAUGCUUGUCUUGUG